AUGGCGUGUCCUACCCAACUCGACCUCGAGAGUCAAACACCUCAAUCCGAGAAGCAGCCCCCUACUCCAAGCUCGCUACAACCGGACGAAUGCUCUCCUGCCUACAACAGCUCAACGGCACAAAAAUGUCUGGUAGUCUUCACAACAUCGUUCAUCACCUUAUCGGCAUCCUUUAGCAGCACAUCCCUUUUCUCCGCAGCGGACCAGAUUGCAGGCGACUUCGGUACGACAGCAGUGGUUAUCAAUGCAUCCAGUGCUGGUGUCUUGUUUACAAUGAGUGUGUCGACUUUUAUAUGGGGCCCUAUAGCGACACUUACCGGCCGUCUGGCUGCAUGGUACGCCUGUAUCGUUGCCUUGCUCUUCUUCACCAUGGCGGGGGCUCUAUCGCCGAAUUUGAGCACAUUCAUCGCCUUCAGAGUGCUAUCUGGCUUUCAGGGGACGUUCUUCCACGUCACAGGCCAGACCAUCCUUGCUGAGUACUUCCCACCAACGUCUCGAGGCACCGCAACCGGAUUCUUUCUCUGUGGCACAGUACUAGGAUCGCCACUUGGACCACUCGUCGCUGGAGUCGUCGUAACAUAUCAGAGCUGGCGAGUUAUUCUCUGGGUUCAGGUCGGCAUGAUCGCCAUCGGUCUCCUCUUCUCCUUCCUCUUUUUGAGGAAAGGCUGUAGCCCAGCGCUAAUACCAAAAGACGAUGAGACCACGCUCAUGUCACAUGUCGUCCAUGCUUUGAACCCGAUGAAGGUGCUCGGGCUGAUGAAGUACCCCAAUGUACUGCUCACAGACAUAGCAUGCGGUCUCCUGGCUUGGUCGCAGUACGCACUUCUAUCCAGUCCACGGCACAUCCUCGUAUCACAAUUCAACCUGAACACACCUCUGAUAUCAGGCCUCUUCUACCUCUCACCAACAGCAGGUUUCCUGUUCGGCACCAUAAUCGGUGGCAGAUUCUCAGACCACACAGUCCGACAGUGGAUCAAACGCCGAGACGGCAUCCGUCUACCACAAGAUCGACUACGAAGUGGCUUCGCAUCUUUCUUCUUCGUAAUCCCGGCAGCUUCUUUGAUCUUUGGCUGGUGUAUCGAAGAACAGGUAGGCGGCUUGGCGAUACCGAUCGUGACCGCCUUCUUCUCAGCAGCAGGGCUGCUUGCGGCACUCGCUGGUCUGAACACCUACUGUGCGGAAGUCAUGCCCAAGCGUCGGUCAGAUGCUAUCGCGAGCAAGUACGUGGUGCAGUACACCUUCUCGGCGCUGGCGACUGCGACGUGCGUGCCCAUGAUUGAUGCCAUCGGUGUUGGGUGGCAGAGCACCAUUAGCACGAUCUUGGUGUUAGUUGCUGGCGGGCUGUGCAUCACCGUUGCAUUAUACGGUAUCAACAUGCAGAUCUGGGUGGACAGGAAGUGCAGUCAUGGUACUGGGAGCGAGCCAGUAUCGACAGCGUCAUCAGCAGUCAACACACCAACGCGGACGUAA
Fulvia fulva is the source of this 1470-nucleotide messenger RNA. RefSeq names its product MFS-type transporter ppsE. The transcript has 2 exons. The record is from RefSeq and is a predicted model, not a curated record. NCBI's taxonomy places the organism in Eukaryota, Fungi, Ascomycota, Dothideomycetes, Mycosphaerellales, Mycosphaerellaceae. Gene Ontology annotation, biological process: transmembrane transport. Gene Ontology annotation, molecular function: transmembrane transporter activity. Bases 1 to 1470 code for a protein of 489 amino acids.